Molecule: messenger RNA, 801 nt
Organism: Culicoides brevitarsis
Lineage: Eukaryota; Metazoa; Arthropoda; Insecta; Diptera; Ceratopogonidae
Product: trypsin 5G1-like
Exons: 1
Coding region: 1-768 (255 amino acids)
Biological process (GO): proteolysis
Molecular function (GO): serine-type endopeptidase activity
Source: RefSeq, a predicted model, not a curated record
AUGAAGUACACAUUACUGAUUUUCGUCUCGAUAGUUUUGGGAAGUCAAGCUGUUCCCAAUAGUCGUAUUGUUGGAGGCUUUCCUAUAACCAUCAAUGACGCACCUUACCAAGUUUCAAUUUCCGCUGAAACGAACAAUGGUCAACACUUUUGUGGAGGUUCAAUUAUCUCACGUCGAUGGAUUUUGACAGCAGCUCAUUGUACAAUUAACUUCGAGGCGUCAGAACUAAAGAUUCGUAUUGGAUCAUCCUUCCAUGCUACGGGAGGAAAGCAAGUUGCCGUCAAGAAGUAUGUGAAUCAUCCUUUGUAUCUCUCGGAAAGCUUCGAUUAUGAUUACGCUCUGAUAGAAUUAAAAGAAGACAUCGAGUUGAGCGAUAAAGUACAAAUCAUAGCAUUGGUAGAGAAGGAUGUCGAAGUUCAAACCGGAACUCCAUGCAUGGUCAGUGGAUGGGGAUUAACGAAGAAUGAACUUGAAUCACGAGAUAAAUUAAGAGCCGUGGUUGUUCCAAUAGUUGACCGUAAAGUAUGUGAGAUGGAAUAUCAAUCGUUAGUUACUGAUCGAAUGAUUUGUGCUGGCGUUCCUGAAGGCGGUAAAAAUAGUUGUUCAAUGGAUUCUGGAGGUCCUUUGGUUAGGCAUAAUGGAAACAAAAUGGAACAAGUUGGUAUUGUUUCGUGGGGAACCAUAGAUUGUAAAGUUGCAGGAUAUUCUGGAGUUUAUGCAAAUGUUGCCAUUAUGAGAGAUUGGAUCAAAGAAGUUUCAGGAGUGUAAAGGAAAGAUAUUCUUCUAAUGAGAAACCAAAUA